AUACCGUCGACGUUCAGUCCUCGCGGCCGCGCGCCGUGUCCCAGUGUCGUGUCGCGGUCGGCCACUGCUGCAGCUCCUUUUGCCUCUGCUCCGGCCUCUCCGUGUCUCCUGUAUCGCAGGUAUAGUCGAUCCUCGUCAACAGUGUAAUAGCACGCACUCGGCUGAGGACGACGUAGGCUCUCUCGCCGGUAGUCUCCCAGCGGCACGAUGCAGCCGCCACCGAGAAAAGGGAAUUACGCGAAAUUCCUGAAAAAUGUCCACUCGGAACAGGCCGCCAAACUGCAGGCGAAGAAUCAGCACGAGUGCGACCUUCUCGAAGACAUCCGAAGCUUCGUCGUCAAAAAAUCGGCCAUCGAAAAGUCCUACGCAGAUGCUUUGUUAAAAAUAUCCUCGGCGUACUUGAAUAAAAAGAUUCCAAACAUUCCCGACCUGAAGGUCGACAACGCGGACGAAAGAUGGAAUAUGUGGAACGUGUGGCGGACGGUGCUGGAGGAGAACGAGAAGCUCGCGCGGGCGCGACUUGCCGCCGUCGAGAUUUUCCAGCAACAAAUAGCCGACGAGGCGAAAAGCCUGAAGAUGCACAAGGUCCAGAUCGCCAAAAAGUCGAUCGACCAAUUGGUAGUAGUACAAAAGGAGCUGCAGACCUGCGUGCAGGACGUCGAUAAAACGAAGAAGCUCUACUUCGACGAGGAGCACUGCGCCCACGACGUGCGCGACAAGGCGAAGGACAUCGAGGAAAAGCUGAAAAAGAAGAAGGGCUCGUUCUUCCAGUCGAUAACGUCGCUGCAGAAGAACAGCGCGAAGGUGAGCUCGAAACGGGACGCUCUGGAGGAGAAAUCGACGGGGGCGCGAAACGACUACCUGCUCGCACUGGCCGCGGCGAACGCCCAUCAGAAUAGGUACUUCGUCAUCGACCUGCAACAGACGAUGCUGUACAUGGAGCAAGGCGUUUACGACAAGGUGGCCGAGUACCUGUCCAUCAUGGGCCGCACGGAACUGCUGACCUGCAUGGCCAUGCAGAACAGUUUCGGCAAGAUUCGCGACCAAGCGGAACAGCUCACGAGGGAGUACAACAUACAGUGCUGCUGCCUGUAUUAUCCGGUGCUCAAGCAGCACAUACAGUACGAAUUCGAGCCCUGCGAUAACGACCAGGUCGACAGGAUAACGGCGGACAACGCGGCGGCACAGACACUGAGCAAGGAGGCGCGACGCUGGGCGACGAGGAUCGCGCGCGAGAUCAACACCUACAGGGAAAGCAAUAGAAAAUUAGUCGCGCUUCAGCAGCUGCGCGACUCCGGUCAAAAGACCGAUCCCAACGAUCCCAAUGGCCCGGAUCUGGAGACGAAGAUCGACGAGCUGAAGACGACGAUGCGAAAAGCCGAGACGGCCAAAAUGAAGGCCGAGGCGAGAAUAGAGUGUCUUCGAAAAGGCGGAGUUAACGUCGACGAGUGGCUGCAGGAGGUUGAAACGCUGAGCGUCCAGGACAUCCCGCGCUCGGCCAGUUCACUGUCCAUCAGGACCGAUGCCUCCGGCAAUGCGGAGCAGCCGUCCUCGGACUCGUUCUACGACAGCGACAACGACGCAGGCAGUGACCUGACGACGGUAGAGAGGCCAGGACGUGGUUCCGCGGCAGGGCAACACUCGCUGCAUCACGAGGAUGAAGACUCGGGCGCCGACGAGCGUCAGCGGCACGACAGCGCCGAGGUUGACGCUGCGAGCUCCUACGGUCACUCAGCAUUACUGGAACAAGAAAAGCAGCGAAUAGACGAGAUAACGGCCGGUUGGGAUGACCCGACGUCAACCAAUUGGGGCAACGACGACAGCACCGUCGACGACGCCGGAAACGUCGCCGAGGUUCACGCGUCAGCCGACGACGCGACGACGCAUAUCUACAAGUGCACUGCGUUAUACUCUUACACGGCCAACAAUCCCGACGAGCUGUCGAUAGUGGAGAGCGAGCAGCUGGAGGUGGUGGGCGAGGGCGACGGCGACGGCUGGCUCAGAGCGCGCAACUACCGGGGCGAGGAGGGCUACGUGCCCCAGAACUACCUGGACGUCGAGCGAGAGCCAGAGGUCCAGCAGAGCGGCCUCACGUCCAAUUCAUCGGGUGGCCUCGUGCAGCAGAUAUCCUUCUCCUCGGUCGACUACACCAUCGACGACCACGACGCCGUCGACCCCGACGCCCAUCUUUAUCAGCAGCAGGAGGCGCAAGAAACGACGCCGGUGCCGGAAACGCAAGCGCCGCUGUCGACGGCUCCGGUGGCCCAGAACCACGUGGCCCUGGACGACGGCCGCGAGUACUGCGUCGCCCUCUACGACUACGACGCGAGCUGCGACGAGGAGCUGACCUUCAUGGAGGGCGACGUCAUCGUCGUACUGAAGAAAGAACCUCACGACGUCGACGACGGCUGGUGGGAGGGUGAGUUCAACGGACAACGAGGACUCUUCCCUUCGCUCGUCGUCGAGCCUUGCGCGCCCGAUGGCUCGCCCCUUUCCGAGGUAGACGAGGAGGACGUAACGCCGCCGAGCACCUCGGCGCCGCCUGUCUUCACGCCGCCCGAGGCACCCGAGUUUGUCUUGAACGAGGAGCUCGCGCAGUCGCUCAUGAACGAAAUGAGAGAAAGAGGCUACGUGAACGGCGAUCGGCCGGAUAGCUUUAACAUGAACUUGACGAGGGAUCAAAAGGAACAAUACGGCCUACAAUUCGAUGGCGAAGUCACGCAAGAUGAGCAGCCGCAGCCACAGCAGCAGCAGCUGCAGCAGCAGCCAACGCCGGGCAUCGUUGUCGACGAAGUUCCGGACUUGCCGAGAUCAGAGGACGAGGAGGACGAGCCAGAGCCGGUGAAAGUCGCUCGCGAGGCAAAGAAGAAACAGGCGACCGGUGAAGAGGAGGACGACACGGGUCUCGGAGUCGCGCAGAUCGUCAUAACCGCGGCAACGCCGAUGGAGGAGGUCGACCGGCCGUUCCCUGGCAUCGAGGAGUCCGAGGAGGAAGCCUCGAAGGACGAAGAACCCGCGGAGUCUCAGCCGGCAGCCAAUGGCGAACAGACUGACACAAGACUGCCAGACGACGAGAGCCAGCCGCAAGAGGAGGAACCACCUCCGACGACGAAGGCGAAGCUCAAGUCCGGCGAGUCCGAGGAGAAGUCGAUCCUCGACGACCAGCCUACCGACUCGGCGCCCUUUCCCGUGAGCAGCUCCUCGGGCAGCGACGCCGAGUCUCUCUCCGGCCCCAGCACCGCCGACAACUCGCAGUGUCUGCCGUCUCGAGGAGGUGGUCCAGCCGCGAUCGAGGACCCCGAGGACCCGGCCGAGGAGCCCGCGCCGAAGAUGCUCGUGGGCGGCAGGGCCAGCAUCCCCGACGAGCUUCAGCCUGACCAGCUCCAGAAAUUGCAGAAUCUCAAGGAGUCGAACGCCUAGGACUGACUAAACCUCGGACUUCUCAGCCAGAGUCCCAUCAGACCCGGCUCGCUAGUCUUGCCGCUCAACUACAGGCGCAAGUUCCGACACCUGCUCGAGUUCUGGAACUCGCCCGAGGUCAGCGGCAAGCAGGACGACGACGAGCUCGACUAACACGACUCACACCUACACACACACACAUACACACACACACACAAGCGUAUAUAUAAAUAUUAUAUAUAAAAAAAUGAAAACAGACAGCAAAAAUGAGUAUACAUAUUAUAAAUAUAUAAUAAUAAGGAGGAGAGGCGCCGGACUCACGCUCUCAUGCUAAGACUUAUCACUCUCAUCAUCGGACACGGCUAUCUCUCACAUGUAUACACACAUUAUCCCGUGCGCCCUCUCUUCCCGCGAAAAGCUGCUGCCGCUGCAUACUUGAGAACAGAAAACAGAACAGGCAAAUUAUACAAAGACAUAUAGACACACACACACACAAUAUAUUAUACACCCACGGAGGCGAGCGCCAGGACAUCGCGUGUAAUCUGUAACGCUUGGACGAUGCUCGUCGCACUAUAACGUUGUGUUAUCGACAGAAGAGGCAGGAGUCGGGAGAAAGAAUGUUCAGAGAUAAACGAGAAAAUUGAGCAAAAAAAUGGAAAUAAUCUAGAAAAAAAAAAUUAAUAAAAAUAAUUAUAAUUAGUGAUAAGAGAAGAACAAUUGACACUGUUGCGUAUAUACGAUUUUGCUAGGCGUGUGUAUGUUAAUAUCUCUGCCCUGUCUCUUUCUCUCUUUGCUUCUCUUGCUGCUCCUACCACUCGGUCUUUACAUUAUAUAUUACGAUGAUGUAUACACACGAAGACGCAGCGGAGGAGAAACGACGACGAGGAAGGCGAGUUGCGACUUUUGCAACGUAAUUUACAAAGAAUUGAAAAUAAAAAAAAAAAAA
Molecule: messenger RNA, 4345 nt
Organism: Nasonia vitripennis (jewel wasp)
Lineage: Eukaryota; Metazoa; Arthropoda; Insecta; Hymenoptera; Pteromalidae
Product: protein nervous wreck
Exons: 23
Coding region: 208-3420 (1070 amino acids)
Biological process (GO): regulation of actin filament polymerization; neuromuscular synaptic transmission
Cellular component (GO): neuromuscular junction; recycling endosome
Molecular function (GO): protein binding
Source: RefSeq, a predicted model, not a curated record